Messenger RNA from Caenorhabditis remanei, 2370 nucleotides. RefSeq lists its product as uncharacterized. The coding region runs from base 1 to 2370 and encodes 789 amino acids. The transcript has 10 exons. Gene Ontology annotation, cellular component: membrane raft. The record is from RefSeq and is a predicted model, not a curated record. Gene Ontology annotation, biological process: innate immune response. NCBI's taxonomy places the organism in Eukaryota, Metazoa, Nematoda, Chromadorea, Rhabditida, Rhabditidae.
AUGGCGCAAUUCCUGAAGUGUCCACAUCAUGUUUUCGACUCCAACAAGGUUUAUCAUCAUGUCUACCUUUACAUUCUUCCUGAGCUUCGCCCAUUUCUACCCGUUUUCGAGUCGAUUGAGCCUAAGAAACUGGUAUACGAUGAUGGUGAAGAGGUAAUUCAGAGAAUGUUGGAUAAAUCGAAUAAUCAAUUGAGAAUGUACGGAUCAGCUAAGGAGAUCGCCGAGAAUCUCAAAAUAUUCAGAAAUUUCUCUGAAAGUUUUCGUCUUUUUCAGAGCAGUACAUAUCCUUUCAAUGCAUCAGCACUCAUCUAUGAAAGUUUGAGUGGCAAUAAAUACAUCUGUAAACCGGAUAUAUAUACGAUUAUUCAUAAUAUCGCACUUCAUACUAUUGAUCAUGCGGAUACCGUAGUGUUUCAUGUGGUGCUUACAAUGGUUCUUAAACCCAAAAUUAUGCUGAUUGAUGGGCACGUGGAAUUUGUGAAAUUCGAUGAGAAAAUGUUCGAUGAAAUCGAGAAAGAGAUGAGAGAAGUAGCGAAGAAGAGUCACCAACAAGCGUCCGCGCAACGUAACAAUCUAGAAAAGUUAUUGUUGAAUAAGAAUUACGCAGCGAUCGUUUCAAAACUCCGGGAAUUGAAUCCGACAACUUGGAAUGAUGUCGUGACGAAUUCAUAUCUCGAACAGCUACAAUCGUUGUCACAAAUCGGCAAACAAAAAGAGUUCAUUUUUGCCAUGGUCAUCAAUAGUUAUAUCAUGAAGUGUAUUGAACAAAUUGUGACAGAACAAGCACCGCUUCUCAUUUCUACACCAGAAUCAUCUCCAAUUACAGUCAGAUUGUUUGAGGAUGGAGAGGAAAGAUAUGUGAUGGAGGAGGAAUUGUAUCAUGCGCUGAAUAGAUUGUCUACGGGAUCUAAGAGAUUUGAAAUUCAAAAUAACGGAUUUGUUCACAAGGGAAUGAGUUUUAAAGAAGUCAAGGCGGAGUUUGGAGAUCAAAUUCAGAAAAUUGAGUUCAUCCGUACUCCGAUUCUUCGCUCUAAACAUCGUGCAGUACCUAUCAGAUCCCACUUUCCGGAACAAUUCGUCAUUCCAGCUGUCGAUUUUUUUCUCGAAUUUUUCAAACAAAUCAUUUUCGGGCUGAAAGUAUUUCAAAAGUACCAAUCCUCAGAUUGGAAGAAUUUUGCUCCGAUAUUUAAGAAGAUGGAGGAAAUUUUCUAUUCUGAUCAAAAACACCAAUACUUCCUAAGAGCCGAUGAUACACUAGAUAUUAGUCAACAAACCAGCCAACUAGAGAAAUACGAAGUUUCACCAGUCAAAAAAGUCCGGAAUGCGAAAUCUGAUGGAUUCACUGCACAGAAUCUGAAGAACGAACUGAAAUAUCUGGGUCUCACUUACACAUUUCCUGAAAUACAAGAAUAUGCAGAAGCAGUCUAUGAAGGAAUCGAUAUGGUGAAGAAGGAGGGAUAUCUGAGAACUUGUGAUUUGUUUGAUGCAGUGGAGAAUUGUCAAUUGAUUUGUAUUCUCAAUAGGGUUCCGAAUCUCAAAAUGUUCCUUCACAAUCAGAAAGGAUGCAAGAGAGUUUUCGGAUACAAAUGUGAACAUUGUGAGAAGGAAAAGAAGACGUCGGAUGCACUUGAAAUCAAUCAACAACCAGCGGAAGUUCUGAAGACGUCAGAUGUUCAGAAGUCAUUGGAAAAUCAAAAAAUCGAGAGCUUAAACAAACCAAUUCCAAACCGAUACUCACAACCUGCUCUCUCGGCUUCACAGAUUUGCGAAAAGUGCUCAGAAUCUUCUGCAAUUCUGGUCGAAACUCAAAAUGAGCUGAAAAUGAGUAAAGAUCAGUUGAAGGAGAUGGAGAAGAAGGUAUUGGAUAAGGAGAAGGAAUUGAGUGAUCUGAAGAAAGAACACGAUAUUCUUGUGGAGUCUGAAGCUAAGAAGACGGAGGAAUUGGCUGAAAUGAAGGAGGAAUUGAAUAAUGAGAAGAAGAAUAAUCAGGAGAAAGAAGAAGAGAUUCUGAAGGCAAAGGGAAAUGAGGAGCUCCAGAAGAUAAUUCUCCAGUUGAAAACUGAAAAUGAGGCAAAUGAGAGAGUGAUUCAGAAUUUACUCGAUAGAAUCUCAAAUUUAUCGUCCAAUAACAAGAAAACUCAUCAAAUUAAUGAGAAAACUAUCGAAGAAUCGACUCCGAUUGCUUCUGUCUCAUCUAAAAAUGCUCCACUCGUUAUCGAUUGUCUCAUUUGUUCCAGUCAAAUCAAAUCGGGACAAGAAGUCAUCAGAUGUCCACUGUGCAAACGAAGAUUCCAUUCGAAUUGUGCAUUCAAAUGGCGCAAAGACCACACUCAAUGCCCGGCGUGCAAUGGAGAUCUCCCAGGAAUUUAA